Molecule: messenger RNA, 541 nt
Organism: Lasiosphaeria miniovina
Lineage: Eukaryota; Fungi; Ascomycota; Sordariomycetes; Sordariales; Lasiosphaeriaceae
Exons: 1
Coding region: 86-508 (140 amino acids)
Source: RefSeq, a predicted model, not a curated record
AGCACCGCCUCGGGCGUCACAGGGCGGCUAGCAUCUGCAACGUCUGGCAGGUCCUGCCGACGUUGCCUGUCCAUCAUAAUCAAAGAUGCCUCGCGCUUACAUUUUACGCAGAGGGGGUGGCCGCAAGAAGGACAAAAGGCCUGCGGCACAAUGUUGUCACCACAAACAUGGCAUAUCCUGCGCGGCUUUGGAAGGUUGGGCACACCGGCCCCCGCAAGAGACAGUCCGUCUUCGUCGUCCGACAACUAGCCGGGCGGCCGCGGGAUGCCAUAUUGCUCAAAUAGCUGCCUUGCUGCCUGUCGUCGUCCUGCCGGGGUCGUGGCCAAAGAGUCCUGUCCAGUCCCAAACGACAUCAUCGAUGGCACAGAUAUCUCUCGGGUGCGGCUCUUGGACCUGCUGCCCUGGCCCUGCUGCACUGGCCGGUUCAGGUCCGGUAGAGAGGCGUACAUGUCGGGUGACGUCGGCUCCGAGUCCUCCUCGGACGCAACGGCGUGGCGAAUUGUUCUGAGAAUGCUGUAGUCCACGGCACUAGAUAUUAAUC